Molecule: messenger RNA, 1569 nt
Organism: Alligator sinensis (Chinese alligator)
Lineage: Eukaryota; Metazoa; Chordata; Crocodylia; Alligatoridae
Exons: 5
Coding region: 595-1542 (315 amino acids)
Source: RefSeq, a predicted model, not a curated record
UCCUUGCGCCGUUAGGCAAGCAGGGCAGCGAGCCAGGCCCAGGCCUGCCCGCUCCCCGCCGCAUGCGCCUGGCUGCGCUGGUGGUGCACGCGACGCCAGUGCCCUGCGCGGGCACCAAAUCCUGUUCCCCCUCAGGCCCCCUCGUGCCAGUCGCUCACACCGCCUGGGCUGCCUUGCCCGCUCACGCCAUCCACCCCAGCCCGCUGCCCCUCGCACGCGCCGACCCCCGCCGCAGCCAUGCUGCACGCUCAUCACCGCGGGCCCUGGCAGCCGCUCGCGCCAGCACUCGGGCAUGCGGGGCCCAGCAGGCCUCAUGUCCCAGCACUCCUUAGGCGGGCGGCUUAGCAUGCCCACACGGCGAGGGGAUGAUGGAGGCAGGAGCCAGGGGAGCGUACCACAUCCUCGCCCUGAGCCGCUGACGCCAGCUCAGCUCGCAGCCGUGUUCCCAGCCGGAUUAGGGGCGAGGUGGGGGGGGGUGUCAGGCCUGUGCCCGCUGUGGGCGAGCUGAGCCGGGCAGGACGUGACAGGGCGCCUUGCCCUUGACACGAGCGCGUGGCACCUUGUAGCGGGGAGGGGGCGGACGAGGCCUCGGGGAUGGAUGCCAACACACCACACUCCCAUUUCCCACCUCGCCUGGCCUUGACAUCCGCAGCCGGCAGCAGCCUGCUGGGACCAGGGGCAGGCGGGCUGGCGCCAGGCCUAAAGGAAAUUCCAGAGGAGACCUCCGUCCGGCCGGGCGAGGCCGGAGGGGGAACCGUGCUCCGAGGGGGCGCUUUCGCUUUCCCUUCUCCAGCACGGGCGCGGCCGCCCCACCGUGGGGGCCCUGGGCAGCUGGCGAGACCCCCCUGCUGGCCACCAGCCACCCCACAGCAUCCAUGGGCCUCUCCGUCAUGCGACUGCUGCCCAUCCUCCUUGGGGCACUUGCGGGGCUCAUAUCAGGACCUGAUCCUGUACUGGACCCGACUCGACAGCGCUGGGGGCAAAAGCUCAGUCUACAUCCACUACCAGGGCAAGGUGGACACCCGGUUCACGGACCCCACCUACGUCACCCGCUCCAGCUUGGUGGGGGACCCGGACAAGGGAGACGCCAGCCUGCGCCUGGGCCCGCUGAGCCCGGCUGACCGCGGCACCUACCAGUGCCGGGUGAAGCACGCGCACGGGACCGGCAUGGCCGAGACCCAGCUCCACGUCCUCAACUCAUCCAGGCUGGACACCCCCUGGACUCUCCAGGUGGACCCCUCCGGCCUCGCGGACGUGACCGCCCCACCUCGCACUAGGCCAUGGCUGGAUGCUAACGCUAACUCGACCUGGGUCUGGGCGGCCGGCCUGGGCGGUGGGGCAGUGGUGGUCCUGGGAGCGCUCUGGGGCUGGCAUCGGAGGAGGAUGCAUGGUGGCAUCUCGGUCCCUGCUCCCCCAGACCUGCUGCCCCCCACCCACGCACCUGCUCCCCUGAUGCCGCCCACCGCUCCCAGCAUCCCUGGUGCUCUUGGAUGCCAGGUUUCUCCCAUCCCGCAGGCGAGCCCCCCAUUAAACUGGGCCUGAAGCCAGGCUGCGGUGAGUCAUGCUGGG